This is a messenger RNA of Sus scrofa (pig), 16626 nucleotides long. The record is from RefSeq and is a predicted model, not a curated record. NCBI's taxonomy places the organism in Eukaryota, Metazoa, Chordata, Mammalia, Artiodactyla, Suidae.
CUCUUCUAGUCUCGUGCUGCCUCCCGACGGCCGAUCUUCCUGACGGGAGCUUUCAGAGUGCGGUUGCUGAGGAGAAGCUGUCGCCACCCCGCCUCCGGGCCGAGUGAGGGUUCCUGUCGCGCCGCGUCGCUCCCUGCGCCGCCACCUUGCCCUCAGUGGCGGGCGCCCUUCUCGCUCGAAGCACUCCCCCCAGCUCCAUGAAUGGAAAUCGGCUCCGCAGGACCCGUUGGGGCCCAGCCCCUACUCAUGGUGCCCAGAAGACCUGGCUAUGGCACCAUGGGCAAACCCAUUAAAUUGCUGGCUAACUGUUUUCAAGUUGAAAUCCCAAAGAUUGAUGUCUACCUCUAUGAGGUAGAUAUUAAACCUGACAAGUGUCCUAGAAGAGUGAACAGGGAGGAAGAUGGGGUACAUGACAUGGUACCUGAACUGAAUAGUUGCCCAGUGGACCAGAGGAAAGAAUAAUCCAUAUAGAGAGAACAUGAGCAAAGUCUGUGCACCAGAGCAUGAUGGAGUCAAAAGACUUGGUACCAGAAUGUAGGAAUGGUGGUUGAGGGAGGUGGUUGACUCAAUGGUUCAGCAUUUUAAAGUAACUAUAUUUGGGGACCGUAGACCAGUUUAUGAUGGAAAAAGAAGCCUUUACACAGCCAAUCCACUUCCUGUGGCAACUACUGGGGUAGAUUUAGAUGUUACUUUGCCUGGGGAAGGUGGAAAAGAUCGACCUUUCAAGGUGUCAAUCAAAUUUGUCUCUCGGGUGAGUUGGCACCUACUACAUGAAGUACUGACAGGACGGACCUUGCCUGAGCCACUGGAAUUAGACAAGCCAAUCAGCACUAAUCCUGUGCAUGCUGUUGAUGUGGUGCUACGACAUCUGCCCUCCAUGAAAUAUACGCCUGUGGGGCGUUCCUUUUUCUCAGCUCCAGAAGGAUAUGACCACCCUCUAGGAGGGGGCAGGGAAGUUUGGUUUGGAUUCCAUCAGUCUGUUCGGCCUGCCAUGUGGAAAAUGAUGCUUAAUAUUGAUGUUUCUGCCACUGCCUUCUACAAAGCACAACCUGUAAUUCAGUUCAUGUGUGAAGUUCUUGACAUUCAUAAUAUUGAUGAACAACCAAGACCUCUGACUGAUUCUCAUCGGGUAAAAUUCACCAAAGAGAUAAAAGGUCUGAAGGUUGAAGUGACUCAUUGUGGAACAAUGAGACGGAAAUACCGUGUUUGUAAUGUAACAAGAAGGCCUGCCAGUCAUCAAACCUUUCCUUUACAGUUAGAAAAUGGCCAAACCGUGGAGAGAACAGUAGCACAGUAUUUCAGAGAAAAGUAUACUCUUCAGCUGAAGUACCCACAUCUUCCCUGUCUGCAAGUGGGGCAGGAGCAGAAACAUACCUAUCUGCCACUAGAAGUCUGUAACAUUGUGGCAGGGCAGCGAUGUAUCAAGAAGCUAACAGACAAUCAAACCUCCACUAUGAUCAAAGCAACAGCAAGAUCUGCACCAGAUAGACAAGAGGAAAUUAGCAGAUUGGUAAGAAGUGCAAAUUAUGAAACAGAUCCAUUUGUUCAGGAGUUUCAAUUUAAAGUUCGGGAUGAAAUGGCCCACGUAACCGGACGUGUACUUCCAGCACCUAUGCUACAGUAUGGAGGCCGGAAUCGGACAGUAGCAACACCAAGCCACGGAGUAUGGGACAUGAGAGGGAAACAAUUCCACACAGGAGUUGAAAUCAAAAUGUGGGCUAUAGCUUGUUUUGCCACACAGAGGCAGUGCCGAGAAGAAAUAUUGAAGGGUUUCACGGACCAGCUGCGUAAGAUUUCCAAAGAUGCAGGGAUGCCUAUCCAGGGCCAGCCUUGCUUCUGCAAAUAUGCGCAAGGGGCAGACAGCGUGGAGCCCAUGUUCCGGCAUCUCAAGAACACCUACUCUGGGCUGCAGCUCAUUAUUGUCAUCCUGCCAGGAAAGACGCCAGUGUAUGCGGAGGUGAAACGUGUUGGAGAUACACUUUUGGGUAUGGCCACACAAUGUGUUCAAGUCAAGAAUGUAAUAAAAACAUCCCCUCAAACUCUCUCAAAUCUGUGCCUAAAGAUAAAUGUUAAACUUGGAGGGAUCAAUAAUAUUCUUGUACCUCAUCAAAGACCUUCUGUGUUCCAGCAACCAGUGAUUUUUUUGGGAGCAGAUGUCACUCAUCCACCAGCCGGUGAUGGGAAGAAGCCUUCUAUUGCUGCUGUUGUAGGUAGUAUGGAUGCCCACCCAAGCAGAUACUGUGCUACAGUAAGAGUUCAGAGACCCCGUCAGGAGAUCAUCCAGGACCUUGCCUCCAUGGUCCGAGAACUUCUCAUUCAAUUUUAUAAGUCAACUCGGUUCAAACCUACUCGUAUCAUCUUUUAUCGGGAUGGUGUUUCAGAGGGGCAAUUUAGGCAGGUAUUGUAUUAUGAACUACUAGCAAUUCGGGAAGCCUGCAUCAGUUUGGAGAAAGACUAUCAACCUGGAAUAACUUACAUUGUAGUUCAGAAGAGACAUCACACUCGAUUAUUUUGUGCUGAUAGGACUGAAAGGGUUGGAAGAAGUGGAAAUAUCCCAGCUGGAACAACAGUUGAUACAGACAUUACACACCCAUAUGAGUUUGAUUUUUACCUCUGUAGCCAUGCUGGAAUACAGGGUACCAGCCGUCCUUCACACUAUCAUGUUUUAUGGGAUGAUAACUGCUUUACUGCAGAUGAACUUCAGCUGCUAACUUACCAGCUCUGCCACACUUAUGUGCGCUGUACACGAUCUGUUUCUAUACCUGCACCAGCGUAUUAUGCUCACCUGGUAGCAUUUAGAGCCAGAUAUCAUCUCGUGGACAAAGAGCAUGACAGUGCUGAAGGAAGUCAUGUUUCAGGACAGAGCAACGGACGAGAUCCACAAGCUCUUGCCAAGGCUGUACAAAUUCACCAAGAUACCUUACGCACAAUGUACUUUGCUUAAAAAGUCUAAGAAUAUUCUCUGAAAGGAAGAACUGGAAGAUGAAUUUACAUACAACUUAUGUUUCCAGUGAAGUCCAUUGAGUGGGAAUGCCUCCAGCCAUACAGAAACCAACACUGUGUGGGGGCCAGGGUCUGAUCUUUAUGCUGAUACAAGGAAGAUUGUUUACUUCAUCAAGGAACACAGCACCAUUAUGCAAUAUGAAACCAGCCAACUGCUUUUUUUGUGCGGUCUCCUGUAGGAAGUAUCGCAAUUGUUUUGUUUUCACUUUCUUGUAGUCAAACCCUUUUAAUGCCUUUACCUCAAGUUGCUUGGCAGCACAACUCUUUGCAAAAAAAAAAAGUAAAGAAAAAGUAAAUGAUGGUUUUUAAAAAAAACACAGCUAUAUGAAUAAUCAAAGUGAUUGUUCACAAGUUAUGUGUGCAAAAAAUUAAUGUGUAUUCGUGUAUCCUUGUAAACGGUAUCUGUAUAUUUUACAUAUAUACAUGCAUACUGCAUAUGCAUAUAUAUCUGGAUCUACAUUGAUAAUAGAUAUAUAUGUAUCCGUGUAUAUAUUUUACAGUUCAUUCCAUUGGGGAACUUUCUUUCCCUUUUAUUAUCCUCCCACUACCACUUUUAUUUCUCUCUCUACCUCCCUUGCCUUCAUCACCUACAUUUUUUUUCCUGAUGCUACCAGUGACAUUCAAAUGUUCAUGUAUCCGGUUCAUUUGAAAAUGAAGCAUGGCAAACUAGAUUUUUAUUUUUAUUUUGCACACCAUACUCCUGUCUCUUGUCUCAUACACAAUUCCGAGUCCUCAACUCUUAGUAUUGCUUUCUUAAGAAACAAGAUUAUUAUAUAUAUGUUUUUGUGAGAGUGAAUGUUCGCCCCUUCCUGCUCUGAACUUACAUUUGCCAUUCGUGCAAUGUGUACAUAAGCAGUAGCAACCCAAACUAUUCAUUUUCCUUAGCGAGUUUGUUAAAGCUGCUAUAAAUAUUUAAAAAAAAAAAAAACCUUGUCAGAAGGUAUAACUCUCUCUCUAUAAGUGAUAUGUAUCCUAAAGCCUUCUGUUUCUAUGUGUUAUACAUAGAAAUCCCUUAAAGCUUUUAUAAAGGGUAAAUAUUUUAAGUGAUUGGAACUGCAUAGGGUUGAGGCCUCUGAAAUUGGGUGGAGAGAAGGGGUUGUUGAGGUUUCUUUUAUUUUUUAUUUUUUUGCUAGUUUACUUGCUGCCUCUCAUACCUUAAUGUGAUUUUCAUAUAUAUAUAUUUUUAUAUAUAUGUGUGUAUAUAUAUAAACAUAUAUGUAUGUGUUUUGAAGUAUAGCUUCCUUUUCUUUUAUAUUUAUUAGAAUAGUGCUUUAAUAAUUAUAGAAUCGUAUUGGCAACAUCUUUUAUAGAAAUAUAAUCAUGUUUAUUUUAAGAACUGACUUGUUUUUGCUCUCUUUUAGUGCAAUAAGCAGUUUUAAAAGAAAGCCGUGUCUGUUUGACAUCUCUACCACACAUAGUGGGAGAAACAGGCACCUCCAUAAUUUUACAAGGGCAAAGUAAUACAGCCUUAAUUUCAGAAGGAAAGUUUUGUAAUUUUCAAGUUUAAAGCACGUCUUUUAAAAAUCAUAAUGAAAAUGAGGGAAGUUAAUUUUCCUAAGUGAGUCUGACCUUGAAUAUUAGAAAAAAAGUUGAAGAACUUUGAUUUAAGUAAUGACAAUGACUAGCUUAAGAUUUAGAAGACAUUUAAAUUCUUUGAAAAUAGAUAUUUAUUGAAGAAUCAUACUGGUGAGGUACCCAUCUUCAUUUACUAAAAUGAGUCAGGAAAAUAUAAAAUGAUAUUUUUAAAAGUUUUUUUGCUAAUUCGUCACCGGUAUAACUUUCCUUUUAAAAUUAAGGUGAAGGUGACAAAGGCAGUUAGGACUUUGAUCAUUCUAAAUGAGUUAAAUCACUGAAAUGUUGAAAAAACUUUUGCAAAACUAUUGUUUUAUUGACUUUAAGAUAUUAAAAAGUACUCUGAAGCUGUUAAAACCAAGUUCAUCAGUAACCUUGGAUUCAGGGGAGCUUUGCACUUUGUGACUCAUGAAAAUUGCAUUUUAUUUUUUUUUUUUUUUUUUUUUUUUUUUUGCACUGGUUCAGAGUCUAGGUAUUAUGGAGUGUUUCCAGUGGGCAUUGUUGUUAACCUUUCAGAAUUCCAUCUGCACAUGAAAACAAAUAGAUUAGCUCUUUAGUUUCUCUCUUACCGAUAAUCUACACUUAUUGCCAAUUUACUGUAUUUUGAGCCUAAAAUCUGAGCCCAUGUCCUCCAACAGGUAUAAAAUCUUUUGUCCCUCUGCCAGAAAACUAAGAAAGUACUGUAUUUUGUAUGUUUAUUAUAUUGAAGUGUCUGAAAUGCAAUUUACAGCACUGUUUCAAAGCUCUUUACAUAAGGUAAUAUUUGUGUAGUAUAUACAUUUUUCUCCCAACCCUCCCCCUCCUCCAAAAAAUUCCUAUAAAGCAUGUAUUUUUUCUACAUUGAAAUUUCACUGAAUAUAGUCCAGAACAUGGGCAAGAGGAGAAAAUAGUAUAUCCUAGAUGGUAAAAACUUGACUGCGUGUGUUUGCUCAGUAUGAGUAAAACCUCUCCCUUUAUCACUGGGAGUUGCACAAACUCAUGUGGGAAACUUCAGGGCCCAGGGAAGAACUCUAGACAACCUUUGCCUAUUUACCGCUUUACCUAAUUUACAGUCACUUAAUCUCACAUGUGCUAAAGUAAAGCCCAUGAUUUAAAUCUAUUUAGAAGGACUUUUACAGAGGAAAAAAAAAUUAAUAUAAAGCUUUACCUUUGAAGUGAGUUCUUUUUAGGGUGCUCUUAGAGUUUCAACAUCGCUAGUUAAAAGUUGGUUAACUUGAAAGUAUAUGUAUAGUAUAUUUCUAUUUUGCUUACUAACAAAUUGGUAUAUCAAACUUAAUUACAAGAAACUUUGUGCUUAGAAUUUUAAGAUAAAAGACUAAGUGGCAAAUAUUUUUUGAAAUUUGUUUUAAUUGUUAUUAUACGUCUAGUGUAGAAUUCCUGAUCUUUUUUAUUUAAAAAAAAAAAAACAAAACAAAACAAAAAAAAAGGUUAUUUUGAGCUUAAUGGUCAUGAAACUCAACAGUGACCUUUCUGUUCCUGUCCUUACUCACUAACUAUACAAUGAAUGCUAAAUUUUGGUCUGCUGUUUUCUGUGAUAUAUGAGUCACUUUAAAAUGUCAGUCCCAGCAACUGGUAUACUUGAUUUUCAUGUGAAGAAGAACUGGGAGUUUAAUGUAUAUUCUGGAUGGCAGAUGUGUCUGUGUAAAGUGCUGAUACAUGUUUUAUAUUACAGUAUCGAGUUACUGGCAUUGAGGACCAUGCGUUUCUAAUACUGUAGCUGCUAUAUUUAUUUAAUGAAGUAGAGUCUGACAUUACUGCACUAAACAGUAAGGAGAUGAGCAGGAUUCAAGGCUAGCAUUACCCCCCCCCCCAUUUUUUGUCCCUUAAGAAAGAUUAAGAACAUGAAAUAUCAAGGUAACAAAGGGUGCUGCCGGUUUAGUUUCAAUUUAAUAUCAGGAUACUCUUUCUUUGUUUUAGAAAUGUGGAUUUUGACUUUAGCAGUUUUGAUAAAGGGUACCUCAGCCUCCUCAGUACUGAUUUUUGGCAUAUUUUCACAGAAGUAUAGAUGCCCUUUAUUUUAUUUCUUAAUAUUUGCCUUUUAACAAGUUUCUCAGAAAGAGUAUCCUUUUAUGGAAAUCUUCCUGUUUAUAACCUAUUAAUUUAUCUAUCUUCCUAGAAGAGAGUCUAGAUGGGAUUCUAAUAGGAAUAUACUGGGUGUUUUAGAAGGCACUUAAUAAAGAUUCACCUCUACCUUCUAGCAUAGAGACUCCUAGCCUUCUAAAAACCUAUACUAGUUUUCCAAACUAGGUCCUCUGAUGACCCACCACUGCCUAAAGUUUACUUCCUCUAAUGAAUGUUAGUAUGUCAGACCUCAUGACAGGCUUAGUUGUGACAAACAUAAGGUAUGUCUAGGGAAAUAAAAGCUGAGUUGCCAUUCAGUAGAAAUGGCUGGCAGAGGAUCUCAUUGUUUAAAGGAAAGAUGGACACUCAUAGUGCUACUAAUAGAUCUAAAGGAUGUAUUAUAGGCCAAGAAUUAGAGACUAUUACUCAAGGAAUUUGGUGGGUGUUUGAUUCAACAUGAAUUUGCCAUGGUUGUUACUUUUUAUGAAAUCCAUGAAGCUAGCCACUUGGAUUCAGUUAGAAUGUUUUAUAGCCUUGCUAUUGAAACUUAGUAGUAUUGUUUCACCAGGAAGCUUAGCAGACAACUCUGCGUAAAUUUUAUUCAGUAUCCUUAAACCUGGCUUAAAUACAUUUAACUCAUCCUUUUUAAGUGUUUUCCUAUUGAGUACUUUUAAAGACAGGUUGCCCCCAAGAGUAACUUGCUACUUAAAUUAUCUUUUAUGAGUUAUCAGUCAAGCUGCAAAAAAGACACCAUUGGCCUGGCACCUUUAUUCUGGCUUUUUGAAUCCUUUUCAUUCUUUUUGAGAAUUCAUGGAUGUCUUAAACUUCAAUAAUCAUAGUUGGGAGACUUUAUAUCAAGUGAGGCCUUUGUGAGUGGCAGUAUAGUGCUGACUCUAGAGUCUGUUUUCCUUUUUUUUCUCAUUUGAUCAUAUAAAGCACUUUGUAAUUUAUAGGAGUCAAAAAAUAAGCCAAGAAUAAUAUGUUAAAUCAGUACAUAAAUGUGAAAGUGAGAAUUUUCUCCAAAAAAAUUUUUUUUAAUUCCUGCUUAUACUAAGAACAUUCUUGAUCAGUGGCAGUGUGGUUAGUGAAACCUAAGCUGACUCCCAGGAAGAAAAAAAAUCGACCUCUCUCUCUCUCAUAUAUAUAUAUAUAUAUAUAUAUAUAUAGAAUCUCAAAGGGAAAAUAUUUUUUACUUUUUCCUAGUUUUAAAAAUGGUACAUUUCAGUUUAUAAUUUUCCAUGUUGGUCAGAAUAAUUUAUUUUACCUAAUGGUAAGGGCUUAUGCUAAUAUUAUCUACUGCUAGUUGAAUUUUGUUUUUCUUUGCCCAUCAAAGAUAGUGCUCUAGAUUUUUACAUUAUUGUAAGAAUAUUUUGAUCUUAGAGUAUGGAAGUUAAAGAUUUUAAUUUGAACUAGAAGGUUAAUAAAUUUCAUAUGGAGGGUUGAGAUUUACCAAUGAGAAGCCCUGUUGAAGUAUCAGGUAGCAAACAGUAUGACAAAGUUAAAAUGCUGUUGAAUCAUCCAGCCAGCCACUGGUCUCCCUUCUUUUUUAUUUAUUUAUUUUUUCUUGUCUUUUUAUGGCCACACCCUUGGCAUUUGGAAGUUCCUAGGCUGGGGUUGAAUCGGAGCUGCAGCUGCUGGCCAACACCACAGCCACAGCAACGCAGGAUCCAAGCCACAUCUAUGACCUACACCACAGCUCACAGCAGCACUGGCUCCUUAACCCACUGAACGGGACCAGGAAUCAAACCCGCGUCCUCAUGGAUGCUAGUCUGGUUCGUUACCACUAAGCCGCAACAGGAACUCCUCUCCCUUCCUUUUUGAAAUCAAUGUCUGAGGUAACCAAACUCUAACGUGUGUCUAUUGUUAGGGUCUCAGUAAAGCAAAGAUGUUCUUCAGGGUAGACGCUGAAUUAAAUUUUUAAAUCAUUUUUUAAAGCAAGGCGGUUCUUAGAAAGUGCCUUUUCAGAAGAUGGUGCUGUAGAUUUUUAUUUUUCAAAUAGCAUGAGGCAAAAAUAUAAAUUAUUUUAGAACUCCAGGAGUGUGACUGAUUUCAUAUAAAUAAUGUUGUUUGUUGUCCUGAAUCCAGUCUAGGGGAACCAAGUGAAAUAUCUAGGUUAAUGCUCACCAAAUGUAUUUUGUAAGUUUAAAAACACAAUUUUUUUGGCCAUGCCCACAGCAUGCAGACAUUCUCAGGCCAGAGAUCAAACCCACAUCAUAGCAGUGACCCCAGCCACAGCAGUGACAAUGCUGGAUCUUUAACUGCUAGGCCACCAGGGAACUCCUUAAAAACACAAUUUUUAACAGAAUUAACCCUUUCAGUUCUCAGCUGUGUUGAAGAUAAUCUCUAAGGCACAUAAGACAGCAAAUUUACUUAACUUUUUAACAAGAAUAUGGGUAUGAUAGCAAGUGCCCAAAGGCCAAGGUAGCUUGCCAGAAAUUACGUCAUAGGCCACCUUAUUUUUUCCCAGCAUAGAUUGACCCUUUUAUAAAUAUCUGUUGGCAGCCUCUUCUAAUUAAUCUUUAUUACAGAAGACUGAUUAUAAAGGUAGAGCCAAGUCAUCAUGAAAUCAAAGAGCAAAAGCAAAAUGAUUGUGUCUCUAUCUUUAGGGAAAUUUUCAUUUUCAGGCACCAAGAAAUAUUCUAAAUGUUUCCCUCUUCUUUCUAGCAUAAGUGAAAAAGGAUCACAAUGCAUCUAUAUAUGAUCAGUUAAUCAGAAAUAGAACAUGGAAAAUUGGGCUUUGGAGGAAAUAAGUGAAAGGAAGGAUAAUAGGAGGACCAUUCAUACUGAUUGGAAAUUUAGUAAUCUACCAGAAAGCAAUUUUUCCCUGAACUAGGAAAUGGUAAACAGCAGUAAAUGAUCACCGAACCAGUUCUUGCUUGUGAAUUUGGUGAGCAUUCUUCCAGAAAAGAAUAGACUUAAAAACAGACAAAAAAAAAACACCACACCUCAGUAACCUUGUAUGCUGCAUUAUGUAAUAAUGAUAGUAAAGUAUAUUAAUUGUUUGGAGUGUGCUAUUUCUGCCUGCAGAUACACAUGCACAUUAAACUUUUUCAUUUUUUAUAAUGUCUUAAUAGCAAUUAUGAGUUUAUUUUUAAUAUUAAUUUUCUAUUGUGAUGUUUAUAUUUAUUGGCAAUUUGCGUGCAACUUUUAUAUUUUGCUUAGAUAUUGGUUUUAAGGUAUUUUAUUUUUAUAGGUAUUUCUAGCUUUUCCUCUUUCUUUGUAAUAUUAGCAAAGAUUAAGAUGGAAUGUUAAUAUACGAACCAAACUACUAAUUCCAUAAAGUCUAGAGUUUGGAUUUUUACCAAUAAACCAUUAACACUAUUUUGUAAUUUAGAAUACUUAAUGUUGUUUAUAUAGUGGGCAUUAAAAACAGUCUUUAGACAAAUUUCUAAAUGUGGAGGGGAGGUGGGGCUUUUCUAUAAGUUAGAUUUCUUUCCCUUAAGUAGCAAACUGAUACUAACAGGUUGGUUUAUUUUACCUGAUCUGCAGUUUGGGGGUAACUUGUCAAAUAAAUGACUCUUAAAACAUUUCUUAUUUCUAACGUCAACCACAUUGAAACUGGUGAAGUGGUUAUAUUAUCCAGCAUUAGAAUUAUGAUACGAUUUUUAUAGACCUGGAAAACAAAUAGCAAAUGAUCCAAAAGUCAGUGAUAACUGACUUUGAAAUGGAGUGUGGAAGGUUUGCUACCCCGAUCUUUUCCCUCCCAUACUUUUAAGUUGAUCCAGCCCUAGCAUCAGUGAAGAAACAGUUUAAAUGGCUAGGUAGAAUCAGAGAUAAAGACUGAUUAACAUAGUAUUUCUGUUAAUUAAAAAUUCAGCUAAGUAAUAAUUAUGAAUGUGAAUUAAUUAGAAGACAGUAAAAUUAAUUAUUCACUGAUUAUAGAAUGUUAAUUUUAAUCCUGUAUGGUCAUUCCAGCUUCCUAGUGAAUAGAUCAAGAUUAUUUGUAUUGACAUCAGCUUCUUAUAAAGGUAUGAAUUCUCUUAGACAAGCAAAAUAAUACUUCCAUUGUAUUUUUACACGGUGAAUUUGCUUGGUAAGCCAUUUUUAAUCUGUAAGAGAUUAAAAGAUGAACUUUAUCCCAUCCUCUGAGCUUUAAAUUCUAAAUUAUCGGGGUUCAAUGUAUAUGACAUUUUGUCAUACUAUAUUCUUCCACUCAGAAGGGGUAGAUGAAAAUGUUUCAAGUAAUUAUAACUAGAAAAAUGUUAUUUUUAUAUUAUGUGAAAUUUUACAAUGUAAAGUGAUUCAGCAUGUGAUUUCAUAUAGACAACAGCCAUAUCAUUUUUUUUCUGCAUUUGUGCCAGUUACAGUGGUUUUGGGGUUUUUUUUUUAAUAAUUACUAUUCUGAGCUACUUCCUUUACCCCCACAUCAAGUAUUAAGUGAAGGUUGUUAUUCUGAUUAUAGGAAUUUGUUGCUACUAAAAAAAGUAAAUAUAUUUCAGGCAGUCAUAUAUUUUUGUUGCAGGUAUAUGCCCCUCUCUUAAGGAUAUUUAUUGUGGUUAUAACUUUGUUUUAUUCAUUGUUUCAAUAUUGUCCUAGGUUGACAGGCAUAAUUCUUUUAGACCAAUAUUUUUAAGGCAGCUUUGAGUAGAAAUCAUCCUUUAUCAUCUUUUUUUCAUUUUGAAAGCUCAUAGGAAUGUGACACAUAGAACUUAUUUUCCACUUUUAACUGGCUCCAUAAAUCAGGGUACCCGGCAUCAAUACUGAAUUACCACAGUGAAGUACUUGGUGACUUGUUCAAGUUUACAGUUCACCUGUUAGAACUGUUGUGUAUAGUCUUAUGUGCAUAGAAAACAGAUGGGAGUAUUGGUCAUUAAAUGUUUCUUGUUUUGGUUUCUUUUUUUUUUUUUUUCUUUCUUUCUUUCUUUCUUUUUUUUUUUUUUUUUUUUUUGCCAUGCCCAUUGGCAUGUGAAAGUUCCCAGGGCAGGGAUCAAACCUGCUAGGCCAGCAGGGAACUCCUGGUUUUAUUAUUUCUGAAGACUGACUGUAUGCGCACCUAUAGUUUUAAGAGAUUGUGCCAGAGAGUAGAGAGGGAGAUUACUCUGGCAUUUAAUGCCUAAAACUUUCCAUCUUUAUUUACUUCUUGGCUUUAGUUGGACAAAUAAAAUCCCUUAAUUUGGCCCUUUAUUUUCAGAACCAAAGCAGGAAAGACUCUUUCUACAGAAAUGUUACAGGUGUGACACGAAGUCUGUGUGAAGAAAUGGACUAGUGAGAUUGCAAGAGUAUGUAGUGAGGGGGGGAAUUGAGAAAAAGAAAGGGUUUGGUUUUUUUUUGGUUUUUUUCUAGAAUCUUUGGACAGAAACCUUACAGUUGUUUAAUAUUAGUCGAGUUCUCAUAGUCACAUUGUAAAAGAGGAACUGUUGGUAUCUGAACCUAGAGAAGAAACAGAAGAGUGCCUCUAUAACCUAAAUUUAUUUUAUUUGUCCCAGACCUAAAGCUGCAUCUAUUUUUGUUAAAUUAGAGACAUUGCUUUCGAACUAUAAUAAAUUAAAUGAAAUACUGCUCUAUGUGAAGAGCGAUGCUCCUUAAAUAGAGCUAUGCACAGCAAAUAAUAAAUCUUUUUGAAAAAAAAUAAUAAAUAAAUAGAGCCAUGGCAUUGCUAUCAACAUGGCUUCUCCAGCUUUUCCCUUUAUAUAGAAAACACCAAACAGAGCCCUUCCAGACAAGGUAAUCUUCCCCAUAAAGAAAAUAUUUUGGGGAGGAAGUGGGAGGGAUCGGGAGCUUGGGCUUAUCAGACACAACUUAGAAUAGAUUUACAGGAGAUCCUGCUGAAUAGCAUUGAGAACUUUGUCUAGAUACUCAUGUUGCAACAGAACAAAGGGUGGGGGAAAAAAUGUAAUUGUAAUGUAUACAUGUAAGGAUAACUUGAUCCCCUUGCUGUACAGUGGGAAAAUUUUUAAAAAAAUAAAAUAUUUUGGGGUAAAAGAUUUGGGAAAAACACUGGUAGAUUGUAAUGGAGGGAGAAUUUUGCCUAAAAUAGUCCAACCAGAUGAAUGGAUACAGUUUGAUCCUAGGGAGUUAAAUAAGAGGAAGCUGUGGUUUGGGUAGCAGCAGACUUGAAUCUCUGGUGGUAAUUAGCUGGAAAUAUCUCCCUGUCUCACAAAAAGGGAAUGAUCUCUCAUAAUAUUAAUGGUGAUCCUGCAAGUGUGCAUGUGCUCUUUCAAAAGUCAGGAAUAGCAAGCCCUGACCAAAAUCUUCUAAUACUUUAUCCCUAUAAGAGUCUUAAAUCUUUUCUAGGAGCUUUCUCAUUUCUUAGACCAGAGUACACCCCUUUCUCCUCUUUAAAAAAAAGAAAAAGGAUUUAGAGGCAAUUUAUAUAGAAUUCCACCGUGAGUAAAUAAGAGAGUCUUUAAAAUACUUGGGGGAAUCAGUACCACAUGCCACAAGUUAAUAGCUUGAUUGAGAGACUCUUAGAGUACUUUUUUCAUGUUUGGGUUCUAAAUUUUUUCCUUGACAUACCAUUCUUUGAUUUACUUGCGUGCCAGUCAUUUUGUUUUGGGAUGUAAUCAGUGAUUUAUGCCAUUUAUGAAUUGGGUUCUUCUCUCCAUCCCAUACCCACACACUAUUAAAAAUAAAAGGGGAGGAAUAAAACAAAAGGAGAGAUAAUGAGAAGCAUUAGAAUGUAACUUUGGCUAAUAAAGAAGGAAAGAAAUUCUAACUUGGUUAAAUGAGAAUUCAGAUUGAAAGUGUUUGUACUAAAGGUAUUCUCUCUAGCCAUAGAAUUUUUUGCUAGAUAUAGGGUGCUAAUGUGAACAGAAUGUAUAUCUGAAUAUAUCUGAAAUAUGAUGGAUGUUAUAGCAAAGUGAUAAAAUUAUCUUGAAAAUAAUACUUCAAUCAUGUGCAACAGAUGUCCAUAUUCUUUUUUUUUUUGAGAUGCCCAUAUUCUUAAGGAAAAUUAAUAUAGCUUGUGGUUUUAAUGAUUUAAACUUUAGAAGGUUUGUAACUUUUAUUCUGACAUGUCUUCUUAAACAUAUAAAAAUUAUAUUGAAUGAAUACUUAAGAAUAUUCUUUCCUCUAAUUUACAUAUUGACUUCUUUUUCAUACCUCAGUUCUGUAGAUCUCUCACACGUAUGCCUCUUGGUGUGUGCAGAACUCUCCAUAAACAAAUUUUUUUAACUCAAUCCAUUUCCUCAUCAAACCUGAGCUGUAAAGGAGAAGGCAAAGAUAGGUUUUAAAUGCAGGAACCAGUAGAAGAUCACAACAGGAAAAAAGACUGUUGAGAACUUGUUGCCUUUGAAAGUAGAAAGGGCUCUAAAAACUUGAGCUGAGAUUUGAAGUUUAGUCAGAGUUCUACUACUCAUUUGCUCUGUGUCCUUAAGGCAGUUUCCUUAAUCUCUUCGUGCCUAGGUUCUCCUGGUAAAAUGAUAGUGAUAGUACCUGCCCUCACCUACCUCACAAAAUAGUUGUAAGAAGAGGAUAAUGUUAGUAGAGUGCUUGUCCCGGAAAGAAAAGCUAUUCAGAAGAUUGAGAUAAGAGAAUGUUGUUGUAUGAGGGUCCAUUUCCAGUUUGCCUCUGUGAAAGUAAUGACCGUUGACCAGGUCACUAUUAAACAGGUGUAAGAGAAACUUAGGUUUUACCAUGGUAUGGUGUUCACUUAUACGUGUAUCCUGUUCUGUUUCUCCCUAACAGAUAUCUAGCACACAGGCUGAAUUUUUCUUUAUAGUAAUCUUUGGGGAAGGUAUAACUUCAAAAACCAAACUCCUUUUAGUGGUGCUAUGGCACUUGUGAUUGUAUUUUGAGUUAGAUUAAUAUGGGGAAACCAUCAGAUAAUCAGAAAUUAACUUUGCCUUUUGCCUUCAGGCAUUUUUGCUACAUAUUGGCAUCAGAGGUUGUUGUACAACCAGAUAAUUAUCCCUUUGUUUCUUGCAGAUUUUUGGUACCUUUUUUUGGAGUAGGGGGUUAGGUUUUAAGAGGGAAGGUAUGCUUUCCACUUAUCACUUCACAGAGUUGAACCUUGCUUCCCAAUCACCAUGUACCUAUAAAAGUGAAAAUAUAGUAAAAAGUUCAUUUCUUCACUUAAAUUCAGUUCUGAGCAUCUGCAGGUGAUAUCCGGCAACCUAUUAGUGUCUGACCCAGUUAUCUUUAUGGAUUGUGGGCAGAACCUUACAUUUCUACAGGUUUACGCACUUUCCUGGGGGAAGGGGCUCCUGUUUCUAGGAAAAAAAUAAAGGGCACAUCACCACAGGUUGUUAAAACAGAUAAGUUUAUUUUGUUUAAGGAAAAGAUGCAUUUUAGGUACCCAGGGUAUGAAUGCAUUCAACAUCUAUUUUUUAUCUAUGAAGACGGUGACCUCCUCUUGUUGCAGGCAGUUUGGGCUUUUCCAACUCAUGGCUAACAUGGGUGGUAUAUGUCUUAGUUUUUAUAGGAUAAUGAGAAUUACAGGUACUGAAAAUUGGGGAGAUUUAUGCUUGGAAAAUGAACAAAAAAACCAUCUUGCUGGCUAAGAUAGCAAGAACAUUGGAUAUAUCAGGAAUACUUUUAAAUAGUUUUUGCUAUAAUGUGUAGCUUUAAAAUUUGUCUUCAGUUAUGGACCCAUAAAAGUAUUAGCGUAUCUUGUGAAUAAAGAUCAUUCUUGUGGGCUAGUAUAUGGAUGCAUUCAUAGGCUGUGGGAAGCAGUGGUGUGUGUGUGUAUGUGUGUGUGUGUGUAUGUGUAUAAAUAUUGUUUAUAACACUGUGUAUUACAUAAGUUUAUAUAGAAAAUAAUGUGUUUCUUUAGUGUUUUGGGGACUAAAAUUGUAAUAUAACCAUUCCAGUGUAAUCUGACCACUCACUCUAGAGAACAUUUAUAUUACACACAAAUGCACACUCCUAAAACAUUGCUAACUGCUCCCACUUUAGAUAAUUGCUGCUUUUUUUAAACCCGAAGUAAUGGAGGAGGAAAUAGCACUCUUUUUAAAGGGGCUUUUCUGAAAAGUAAAAUGUAAAUAUAGGACCUGUGGGAAGGGUGAGGCCACCUGCAAGUGUCCUACAGAUGGACAAAUAGCCUUUUAAAUUUUACUUUUUAACCAUCUUAACCGUGUGUGCCUAUUUGUAUUGCAGAUGUGAACUAUUUUGGGGGGUUGAUAUCAGUCCGUUUUGAAAAUGAAUUAUUACAUAAAAUCAGAGUAACCUCUUUCUCCAUCCUCCUUUUCCACACUGACUAUUCUUGCCAAAUAUUUCUACCGAUACCAAGUUUCAGCAUAAUAAAAUGAUGGACUCUCAGAUCUCCUUCCUCAUCUUCCCUAUCCUGUCUUACACCUGGCCUGGCCUUAUGUUUUUUGUUGGCUUUUCGUAAGUAAAAACAAUUUACUAUAGUAAUUUAAAGACUGCAGAAUUUCAAAAUGUUUGUCUAUAAGCCUGACUUUGUUAAUGUUUCGUUAAACAGUAACAUCAGUUAAAAUAUUGGAGUGAGUCUGAGUUUGUAAUGUGUUAUAAAAUCUUGAACGAUACUAAACUUGACUGCCACAUUUUAUUAAGAGGAAAUUGGAUUAUAUGGUGGGUGGGAGCUAGUCUAUGGUAUAUAUGUAAUCACUGUAUAAUUAGAAACACCAAGUGCUGAAUCCUAUUCACUGUGUACUUGAGGGCCAGUCUUUGGAUAUGGUUGUCAUUUUAAUUCCUUGAAGACCAUAUGUAAUUAAGGUGAGCAGAAGGCAAAUAAAAUUUUUAAACAAAAAUGCUUUUUGGGGUAAUUAUACCCCUCCAAAAAAAAUUUACUAUAAAAAACUUAGAGUUGAGAUUGAGAAGCUUGAAGAAGCCGCUUUUUAAGCAGUUCAGUCACUUACAAUAUUUUAUGUUAAAGAAAUUGUCAUAAUUCUUUCUGAGCCAAACUGUCACUAAAAUGUCCUGUGACAGAACCACUCCUCUUUUUUCUGCCAUUCUGUGUACUGGAAGGGUUCUAUGUUGUAUUUGUUUUUAAUCUUUGAUUUAAAAAAAAUGGUUUUAGUGUUGCUUAGCUUCAGGUUGAAGUGUAACUUUCACUAAUAACUGCAAUAAAAAGAAAAGCUUUGCUCCAAA